This is a messenger RNA of Debaryomyces fabryi, 1980 nucleotides long. RefSeq names its product SAGA complex subunit. The coding region runs from base 1 to 1980 and encodes 659 amino acids. The transcript has a single exon. Gene Ontology annotation, molecular function: protein binding. Lineage: Eukaryota; Fungi; Ascomycota; Pichiomycetes; Serinales; Debaryomycetaceae. The record is from RefSeq and is a predicted model, not a curated record. Gene Ontology annotation, cellular component: preribosome, large subunit precursor.
AUGUCGGUGGAUGAUAAUUUAUUUAACGAUCAAAAUAAUGAUAUGCUAGAUGCAAACGAUGAGGACGAAGAAAUGGAAGACACUGAGAUCAAUAAUAACGAAUACGGUGAAGAUGAAGAGGAGGAGGAAAAUGAAGACGACGACGAGAAUGAUGAGAAUAAUGAGGAGGAUGAAGAUGAAGAUGACGAUGAAGAUGAUGAUGAUGACGACGAUGACGAUGACGACGACGAAAAUGAAAAUGAAGAAGGUGACGAAGAUGAGGAAAGAGCCAAAUUCGUCGAUGCUCGUGAAUCGAAUGACUCUGAACUGCAGGCAGAUGCUAAGAAGGAUAAGGAUAAUAUGAUAGUUGAUCAAUCUGAUGCGACAAACGACGAGCAACGUCAAAAAGAAGCAGAUAAACAAGAUUCAUCGAAGACAACAUCAGAACAAGACCAAAACGAAAUAGACGCAGAAAACAAUUUAAACCAUGUGUCAAGGGAAACUAUAAGAGAGAAUUUAAUAAUAAAGGCUAAGGAAUCAAAAGAGUUUGAUAUAAUUCCUUCCGUAGCUAUUCCUUAUACAUCUGAGUGUCAUGCAUUAGCAUUUACUGAUGGUCCAAAAUGGAUUUUAACUGGUGGGGAAGAUGGAUUUAUCAGAAAAUACGACUUUAUUGCAUCUAUAGAAGGGAAGUCACCAUUAACGAUGGCCCAGAGACACAAUUUGGUUGACUCCAUAACAAAGGCUGGUGUAAUUUCAUCGUACUGGGAAAAUGAGCAACCUUUAACUAAAAAACAGAUGAUGAAGUCUAAUCCCAAGUUAAAGAUAAGUGAUUUUAGCACAGGUUCCGUGAGUUAUGAACCAAAGGUGAAUCCAGUAUAUUCGCUAGAUGUAGAAAGAAAUGGCUAUUGGUGCCUUUCGGGAUUAUCAUCUGGUGGUAUUUCAUUGUAUACUAUGAGAUAUAAUGAAGGAAAUAUCCAUCAUUAUUUCAAGCAUUCGCCUAAAAAACAAAGCCCUACCCUAGAAAAUGGACAUAAUGAUGCAGUAUCUGUAUUGAAGUUAAAUACGGAACAAAAAAGAUUCCUCUCUGGAUCUUGGGAUAAAACAAUUAGAGAGUGGGAUUUAAAUACAGGCAAAUGCAUUAACUUAUUCACUGGUAGCUCUGGACAAAUCUCAAAUAUCCAAUAUAGACCAGAAGGCUUGGCUGACUUUGCAUUAUCCUAUGAAGAUUCAGAUGUCAAAAUUGAUGAGCAAGACGUGAGGCCAGAAAGCGAUAUUGAUUCCUUAUUCGGAGAUAGUGAUAAUGAAAAUAAUGAAGAUAGAAAAAAUAUUGAAUCACUGGAUAAGUCUAAUUCAUCAAAAUUAGUAACUAAUGAUUCUAAAGCAACAAAUAAAACAUUUAGUAACGAUUCAAUAUUUAUGAGUUCAAGUAUUGAUGGUACUAUUAAUCUUUGGGAUGUUAGAGUUUCAAACACAACUAGUAGUCCUGUAUUAAGGUUGGGGGUCUCGGAGGGUAUUCCUCCUUGGUGUAUGUCGUCUACAUGGUCUAAUUGUGGUGAAUAUAUCUAUGCUGGUAGAAGAAACAGUACAGUUGAAGAAUUCUCAAUUAAAAUGCCACAUAAAAGAUCAAAGUCAGGUCAUAAUAAAGAUACUAUGGUUCCAAAUGUUCUGAAAUUGUUGCAGUUUCCUAAAAUAUCAGGUCCUGUUAGUGCCAUAUCUACACUUCCGAACAAUGAUUUCAUUUUAUGUGGGUCAAACGAUAAUAUCAGAUUAUAUAAUUUGAACCUCUAUAACGAUUUGUCUAAUACGUCCAGCACAACGAAUAAGAAGCCUGCAACACCUUUCAUGAUUAUACCAGGUCAUCACGGUGGUAUACUAAGCUCUUUGUAUGUGGACGGGACAGGUAGAUUUAUGGUAAGUGCUAGUGGUAAUAGAGGAUGGGGACAUGCAAAUUUCACAGAUUCUGUGUUAAUUUAUGAAAUCGAUUUUGAAAAUGAUAAUUAG